This is a messenger RNA of Filobasidium floriforme, 3341 nucleotides long. Its product is annotated as putative transcription factor. The transcript is spliced from 22 exons. Gene Ontology annotation, cellular component: cytosol; RISC complex; nucleus. NCBI's taxonomy places the organism in Eukaryota, Fungi, Basidiomycota, Tremellomycetes, Filobasidiales, Filobasidiaceae. Gene Ontology annotation, biological process: mRNA catabolic process; regulatory ncRNA-mediated gene silencing. The coding region runs from base 110 to 2953 and encodes 947 amino acids. Gene Ontology annotation, molecular function: RNA binding; nuclease activity. The record is from RefSeq and is a predicted model, not a curated record.
AUUGCAUCUCACCACCACGAGCUCUUCGACCAGUCUUGCAUCGCUUGGAAUCCUCGCAAAUAUAUCCUUCACACCCAAUACCUUAGAAAAAUCAAACGAUAGCGCAAUCAUGGCCAUGCAACGAGGCAUCGUGAAAUCCGUCUUGUCGGGAGACACCAUCAUCGUCAGGCCGGAACAACCUCCUGUCAGGGGUCAGGCCGCAAAAGAGCGCGUGAUCCAUCUCUCUGGAGUUGCUGCGCCGAGACUCGGUAGCAUGGUUCGUGAAGAUGAGCCAUUUGCGUUUGCCGCUCGAGAAUUCCUGCGACCUCAGCUCGUCGGAAAGCUCGUUCAAUAUACCAUCAGCCAUAGCGUAGAAGGACACAAGACUGCUUCGAAUGGAGCUCUUGUUGACCGUGAAUACGGGAUCAUGUACGCCGCGCCUGCCAGCCCCGGUGGACCUCCCCAAGAUAUCGCCAUGAUGGCCGUCUCAAACGGCUGGGCCAAAGUCCGCGAAGCUGGCGGUGAAGGCGAAGAUGCCGUCCGUCGACUCGGAGCGGAUGAGGCCAAGCGCAGGGAGGCCUUGCGUCAGGCCGAAGUUGAAGCUCAGCAGGCGGAAAAGGGACUCUGGGCUCCGACGGGGGAGAGCCAGAGGACCGUGUCUUUCCAGAUGCCCGCUGAUUCUCAGGCAUUCUUGAACGAGUACAAGGGGCAGGAGCUCGAUGCAAUCGUCGAGCAGGUCCGGGAUGGAAGCAGUAUCCGGGUCAGGCUUUUGCUCGAGGACGGCUCACACCAAUUCGUCAACCUCGCGCUUGCAGGUGUCAAGUCCCCCAAGGCGUUCAGCGGACGAGAUGGAGAAUCCAACGGGACGAGUGAAGAGUGGGGCGAAGAGGCCAAGUUCUUCACCGAGAGUCGCUUGUUGCAGCGAGGAAUCAAGGUCCAGCUUCUGUCGGCUCCCAUCUCGCUCGGCGCCCCCCCUGUCGGAGGAGGCAAGGCGGCUGUAGGUGGACUCCCCGCUCCUCAAUCGGUCACAAGCAACAUCAUGAUCGGGACCGCCAUCCACCCCAACGGGAACAUCGCCGAAUUCCUCCUCGCUCAAGGUUUAGCAAAAGUCAUCGAUUGGCACGCGGGAAUCCUGUCGUCCGCAGGCGGGAUGGACCGACUUCGUGCGGCCGAAAAGUCUGCCAAGGAGAAGAAGACGGGACUUUGGGAGAACUAUUCGGCUCCCGCCAAAGGAGGAUCGGCCCAGGGGGUCGCUACCAACGGAUCAACAGGACCUGUUGGACCUCAAACGAAGGGAACUUCUUUCGAUGCCACCGUCGUGAGGAUCUGGAACGCUGAUACGAUCAGCGUGAUCGAAAAGGGAGAUGCUAGCGGGAAAGAGAGACGGAUGACUUUGGCUUCGGUCCGAGCACCUAGAGGUAACGACAACCGCAACCUGUUCUACGCCAACGAGGCCAAGGAAUUCUUGCGUAAAAAGCUCAUUGGAAAGACGGUCAACGUAUACAUCGACUAUGUCAAGCCGAAGGAAGGCGAUUAUGACGAGAAGGAAUGCGUCACUGUUCGAUACGGAGGUGCUCACAGCAACGUAUCGGAGCAGCUCGUAGAAAAGGGUUAUGCUACCGUUUUGAGGCACAAGAAGGAUGACGAGGACCGUUCGACGGAGCUUGACAAGCUGGUCGUCGCCGAACAGACCGCCGUUACGGAAGGAAGGGGUAUGCACUCAAGCAAGGAAGUCGCCUUGCCUCGUAUUGUCGAUGCUUCUGAGAACGGUACCAAAGCUGCGCAAUUCCUGCCAUCCUGGAAGCGGGCUGGAAAGCAUCAAGCUCUGGUCGACUUUGUCGCUUCUGGUUCCCGAUUCAAGUUGUUCUUGCCUAAGGAAAACAAGAAGAUGACUUUUGUCUUGGCUGGUGUCAAGGCUCCGCGUGCUGCUCGAGCAGGAGAGAAGGGCGAGCCUUACGGGACCGAGGGUCAAAAGUGGACCAACACCCGUUACAUGCAGCGAGAUGUCGAGAUCACUUUUGACAGCACUGACAAGCAAGGUGGAUUCAUCGGUACCAUGUACAGCAACGGGCAAAAUGUUGCUGUAGAAUUGCUCCGAGAAGGUCUCGCAAGUACCCACGAAUACUCUGCCGCCAACUUGUCUUAUGCCAAAGAUCUGUACGAUGCUGAGGCCGGAGCCAAAAAGGCGAAGAAGAACAUCUGGUCAUCAUACGACGAGGCAGCUGAGGAGGAGGUCAAGGUGGACCAAAGCGGCUCGGCUCUCCCACCUCAAUAUCUCGACGUAGUAGUUUCGUCUGUCAAGGACACCGCUCCAUUCGGCUUCUCAGUGCAGGUCCUCUCGACCGAUAGCGCUGCUGCACUGGAGAAGCUGAUGAAGGACUUUGCCGCUCAUCACAAGACCGCACGCGCUCCUGCUGGAUGGACACCGAGGACGGGCGAGAUCGUCUCGGCCCAAUUCAGCGAGGACGACCAAUGGUACCGAGCUAAGGUCAAGAGGACCAGUAACAUGAAGAAGCAGGCCGAGGUCCGUUUCAUUGACUACGGCAACGAAGAGACUACGGCCUACGCUAGGAUGCGACCGCUCGACGCUGCCUUCAAGAGCUUGCCGGGUCAGGCUCAGGAGGCCAGGUUGAGUUUCGUCCAGCCCGCUUCCCUGGACUCGGACUAUGGCCACGAAGCCUUGGACAGGUUCAAACAGUUGGCCGAAGGACGCAAAUUGAUCGCCAACGUCGAUCAGCGCGAAGGACAACUGUUGCACUUGCGCCUGAUCGACCCUAGCGAUCCUCAGGCAGCCUCGGACCCGUUGGCUUGUCUCAACGCCGAUCUGUUGCGAGACGGUCUUGCGACGAUCGACAAGUCUGUGCGGUAUGCAGCUGCUUACCCGCAAGUGGUACAAAAGCUCAACCAAGCCAUGGAGGGAGCUAAGCGUGAUCGACUUGGAAUCUUCGAGUUCGGUGAUGUCAGCGAAGACUAGACAAGCGAUUGACCGGACGAGCCGGGGAAACAGCAAAAAUCAUCUUGCAUUGGGGAGUGAAUUAAACGAACAGAUACAGACACAACGGGACUGUAAUCAUCUUAGCAUUUGCGUUCAUUUCCGAGGACCAUCAUCUCUUGCCGUGCGAGGGUCGUUCGGCACAUCCAUAAGAAAGAUCUGUUUCAAGGCUGUCGUCAUAGGAGGAUCAUGUGUGGUCUGGUCUACCUUGGACUGCGUUCAAGUUGCCUGGUCGGGCUGAACCAACCAGUGAUUUCGUCGAGGAUAGGUUCUAUUGCACUGUUCGGACUGUAGUGAUUGGAGUUAUCAAGGGCUGCAUCAGUGUUUCCGGUUCCUAGGGUGCCUGCCUAUGCUAUCUGCUCGCCACUCA